AAAAUAGCUUGGAUGAUCAAACAAUUAUUGUUCACAACUCUUCAACACGUGAUCAUGAGUUGGAUCGCAAAGACUUCAAAUAAGGGUUUAAUUUGUUACCCUCUCAUGUCUCAUACAGAGAGAGAAGACAUCAGUUGAUACUUUUGAGAUAGCCAUGGACGCAGCACACUUGCAGUUGCACAUAGCUAUGUACCCAUGGCUGGCCAUGGGACACAUAACGCCAUAUCUUCACCUUGCAAACAAAUUAGCAACAAGAGGACACAAAAUAUCCUUUCUCAUACCCAAACGAACAAAAGCAAAGGUGGAACAUUUCAACCUCUAUCCACACUUAAUAACCUUCAUCCCUAUCACCAUUCCCCCAGUUGAUGGCCUUCCUCCUGAUGCAGAAACCACUUCAGAUGUUCCCUUUUCCUUAGGCUCACUUCUUAUGACUGCCAUGGAACGUACUGAGAUGGACUUUAAACUACUUUUACUUGAGCUCAAACCCCACGUUGUUUUCUUUGAUCUAGCGUCUUGGAUACCUAGCUUGACUCGAAGCUUAGGCAUCAAGUCUCUUCAGUACACAAUCACUAGCAUGAUAUCAGCAGCUUAUGUGGAAUCCAUGGAGAACAUGUGUCAAGAAAAGAACUUGGUUAGAGAUGAGAUGAAUCUCAUGAAUAAUCUACAUGAAUUCCCAGAUUCUUCCAUCAAGCUUCAUGCUCAUGAGGUUCGAGUAUUAGCUUCAUUCCUGAAUUUAAAGUAUGGUAGUGGUGUUCGUUUCGUGGAUCGGAUCCGCACUGGCGCCACACAGUCAGAUGCUGUGGGAUAUAAAGGUUGUAGAGAAUUUGAGGGAACAUAUGCUGAGUUUCUUGAGAGUUUUUAUGGGAAGCCUUUUUUACUUUCAGGGCCUGUACUACCAGAGCCACCUACCUCCACUUUGGAAGAAAAAUGGGCUCAGUGGCUUUCAGGAUUCAAGCCUGGUUCAGUCAUAUACUGUGCGUUUGGAAGUGAAUGGAGGCUAAACCAGAAUCAGUUCAAGGAACUGUUGCUGGGUCUUGAGUUAACAGGUUUUCCAUUUCUGGCAGCACUUAAAGCACCUAUUGGAUUUGAUUCUGUGGAAGAAGCUAUGCCAGAAGGGUUCAAAGAGAGGGUUCAUGGAAGAGGCAUUGUGGGGGUCCACCAGACAUUAAUUCUUGACCACUCAUCUAUUGGCUGCUUCAUUACCCAUUGUGGAGCCUCAUCUUUACUAGAGGCACUUGUGAGCAAGUGUCAGCUUGUGGCGUUACCUAAUAUUCUUGACCAGAUCCUUAUUGCGAGGAUGAUAAGCAGCAGCUUGAAGGCUGGUGUUGAAGUGGAGAAAGGUGAAGAAGAUGGUUCAUUCACAAAGGAAAGUGUCUGCAAAGCUGUGAAGACUGUGAUGGAUGAUGAGAGUGAGGUUGGAAGGGAGGUUAGAGAAAAUCAUUUAAAAUUGAGAAACAUGUUACUCAGCAAGGAUUUGGAGAACACUUACGUUGAUAGUUUUUGUCACAAGCUCCAAGAAUUACUUGGGUGAUAUGCAAGUUUUAAUCAGGGCUUGUCAGUUUUACUUUGCUCGAGUUGAUUCUAUGUUGUUAAAGGAUAUGGUGGUGACGAGUGUGGGUGGUUAUUGUUCAGUGUCGUUUGUGAAGUUUAAUAAGGUUAUAAUAUUUUCAGUGGAAUAAAGCAGUUCAGUUUCCUUUUC
Cajanus cajan (pigeon pea) is the source of this 1699-nucleotide messenger RNA. RefSeq names its product cyanidin 3-O-galactoside 2''-O-xylosyltransferase FGGT1. The record is from RefSeq and is a predicted model, not a curated record. Gene Ontology annotation, molecular function: UDP-glucosyltransferase activity. NCBI's taxonomy places the organism in Eukaryota, Viridiplantae, Streptophyta, Magnoliopsida, Fabales, Fabaceae.